Messenger RNA from Heterocephalus glaber (naked mole-rat), 3116 nucleotides. RefSeq names its product purinergic receptor P2Y12 (gene P2ry12). Gene Ontology annotation, molecular function: G protein-coupled purinergic nucleotide receptor activity. The record is from RefSeq and is a predicted model, not a curated record. Gene Ontology annotation, cellular component: membrane. NCBI's taxonomy places the organism in Eukaryota, Metazoa, Chordata, Mammalia, Rodentia, Bathyergidae. Gene Ontology annotation, biological process: blood coagulation; G protein-coupled receptor signaling pathway.
CACCUCGGGUUCUAUUGGUGGCAUCCCACCCAUCUUGCAAGUCAUCUCACCCAUCUUGCAAGUCAUCUCAACCUCCACUGGCAAAACACUUGUUUUUCCAGUCUGGACUUGCUAAAGUUAAAAAAAAAAGUGUCAACUGAUCUGAAGUGUUAAUAGAAGCAUUUGAUGUGGGCAUAUCCUACAGAACUUCACUGAUGAAAUUCAGCAAAUUCGUAAUCACAAAGUGGUUUGCCAACUAAAUUAAGACUUUAGAAAGAAAAUACCAGAUGCCAGCCUGCAAGUUGCAUUAACUACACUACUGGAGACAUUCAAAUCCUUCAGAAUCAACAGAAUAACAAGGCACCAAAGAGGAAAUGCAGGCCACCAGCAACCUCACCUCUGCACAUGGGAACAGCAGCCUCUGUGCCAGAGACUACAAGAUUACCCAGGUUCUCUUCCCGCUGCUCUACUCUUUCCUGUUUUUUGUUGGACUCAUCACAAACAGCCUGGCAAUGAGGAUUUUCUUUCAAAUCAACAGUAAAUCUAACUUCAUUAUUUUUCUAAAGAACACAGUCAUUUCCGAUCUUCUCAUGAUUCUGACUUUUCCAUUCAAAAUUCUUAGUGAUGCCGAACUGGGACCAGGACCUCUGAGAACCUUUGUGUGCCAAGUUACUUCUGUCAUAUUUUAUUUCACAAUGUAUAUCAGUAUUUCAUUCCUAGGACUGAUAACUAUCGACCGUUACCAGAAGACCACCAGGCCAUUUAAAACAUCCAACCCCAGUAAUCUCUUGGGGGCUAAGAUUCUCUCUGUUGUCAUCUGGGCUUUCAUGUUCUUAUUCUCUUUGCCUAACAUGAUUCUCACUAACAAGAGGCCAAGAGACAAGAAUGUGAAGAAAUGCUCUUUCUUUAAAUCACAGUUUGGGCUGGUCUGGCAUGAAAUAGUCAAUUACAUCUGUCAAGUCAUUUUCUGGAUUAAUUUUUUAAUUGUAAUUGUAUGCUAUACGCUCAUUACAAAAGAACUCUACAGAUCAUAUGUAAGAACAAGGGGAGCAGGCAAAGUCCCCAGGAAAAAGGUGAAUGUCAAAGUUUUCAUUAUCAUUGCUGUGUUCUUUAUUUGUUUUGUUCCUUUCCAUUUUGCACGAAUUCCCUACACCCUGAGUCAGACCCGGGAUGUUUUUGACUGUGCUGCAGAGAACACUCUGUUCUACGUCAAAGAAAGCACACUCUGGUUAACUUCUUUGAAUGCAUGCUUGGAUCCAUUCAUCUAUUUUUUCCUUUGCAAAUCCUUUAGAAAUUCCUUGAUAAGCAUGCUGAAGUGCCACAAUUCUGCAAAAUCUCCACCCCGAGAAAACAGGAAGAAAGGACAGGGUGGUGGUGACCCAAGUGAAGAGACUCCAAUGUAAACAAAUUACUCAAGUUGCAAUCUACUAGUAUUAAGAAUCCCUCAAAGGAAAGCACUGUGUAAAAAUAUUAACACUAAGAAGUAUCUGGGUUCAUAACAGUAUCUCUUGAAUAGAUAACUACAAAACUAAUUUUCACUUACUUUUCUAGUCUAAAAAGCUAUCUUGAAAUGUUUGAAAAUAACUUAAUCUUUACUAUGUAGUAAAAAAUAUAUAUCCAAUCACCAUGCUUCAUGAAAAACUACAGAGAAUUCAUUAUUUGCAUAGCUUCUGCAAAGUGGGUUACCAUAUAAUAACAACUACUGUAACCUUUUUAAAUAAACCAUUGAUCACAAUUUUAUUUUUAUAUAAACAGAAAAAAAUGAUCAAUCUGCUAUAAAAUGAUCAAUCUACUCACCAAAAAUGGUUACGAGAUAUAUAGAUAUAGAUAUAUAGAUAUAUAUAGAUAUAUAUAUGUAUUACUCCCAUAACCAAAUCAUAGCCUAUUAUGAGAUGUAGAAAACUUUAAAUGUGAUAGAUAAAGCGUAACUACUGAUUUUUAUUAGAAAAAUCUUCAGGGAUUUAAACUAAUUGAAAUGGUAUUUUGUGGGACUGGAUUUUUUAAUUGUUCAUUAAAAUGACAGAGAUUUAGAGAAUGCCUUUCUAAUAAACAGCAGAAAUAGUGAAUAAAAUCAUUAAAAUUAGAAUUACUUUUAUAACAUCCUAAUAAUAAAAAACAUUAGGAAAGUCAGUUUUACUAAUAUUUUAACAACUUCAAUGGUACAGCACCAUCAUUUACCCUAAUUUUUAUUAACUAGCUUCUAUAAAUACCUGUUAUCUGAGUAUAUGAACAUUUCCCUUUAUAAGAAAAAUGAAGUAUGAUUACAAUGUUGUACAGUGUAACUACGAAGAAGAAAGUGACUAUUUGGCAUUACUUAUUUGUAUUUGUGUGUAUAAGGUAAAAGUUUACAUUAAACUCUGCAUCACUUUGUUUGCAUUCUUUAUUCAAAGAUACUACAUACCAUGGCUCAUUCUCUUCCCAAACAACUACUUCAAACACUAAAACCAUUUAAGAAUCACUACCAGCACUGUUUAUUACAUGGUACUGUGCACUCUCUUCUAAAGAUGAGGUCUCACCUCAACAAGUUCACAUACAAAUGAUAAAAUUGGUGAUACUUAUAGCAUAUAGUCUGAUUUCACACAAGCAAUAUUUGGUAUUUUUAUUUUUUAAUUGACACAUGGUACAUAUUUAGGGGUAUGUUGUAACAUUUCAGUACAUAAACAUGAGUAAUGAUCACAUCAGGGUCACAUAUAAUGGUUUUAAUAUAAACAAAAUAUGUAACAGCAUUAAGUAAAAAUCACUUAUCUCAAUUAUUUAUGAUGCCCAGCAGUGAUUCUCAAACAGAAGAGGGCCCAGACACCAAUACUCUAUGUAGACCUGGGCAAAGAGCAGUGGUCAUUUCUGCCACAUUAGUCUACUUUAUUGCACUGUAUUAAUUUGCUGAGAUGACUGUUAAGGAGACAGAAAAAACUACAAAUGCUGAUGGUAUUAUGGUAUUUUUAUAAAAAGAACUGUAAUGUAUUGGAAUUACCUAUUCUUUGCAGGUAUGUAUAUACAACAAAACUCUAAGUCAUCUUUUGUUGGAAUUUCUUUACUUGGACAGUAGAUACCAUAUACUCCAUCAUCAAACAAAAGACAGCCUGAGAGGUCAGUAUUUACUGAGUGUUAAUUAUACAUACUACAUGCCACUAACUCUA